This is a messenger RNA of Podospora pseudocomata, 3204 nucleotides long. RefSeq lists its product as uncharacterized. The transcript has 2 exons. The record is from RefSeq and is a predicted model, not a curated record. Bases 2281 to 3204 code for a protein of 307 amino acids. Lineage: Eukaryota; Fungi; Ascomycota; Sordariomycetes; Sordariales; Podosporaceae.
CUUGGAAACUUUUUAGGGCCGGCAGUUGGUUUAAGUCCUGUUGACUAUCUACUAAUAUCAAUUGCUAUCUAGAAUUCUACCAUUCAUCUCCCGUUCUUCAACAUUUAUUAUACCCCUUCUCAACACCCCCUACCGCGUCUUCGACACUUCCAGCGGACCGCCUGGCUUGCUGGCAGAUAUCGCAAUAUACCGCCACCUCCCGAGCCCUCGAUAUGUCUCUACCGCAGCGAUCGUGUUGAUGAAGUGCCUCUCGAGUCCAAGCAGCCGAACGAUCAAGUACGGGAUGAUGGCCAGCACAAAGAACAACCGUGUAAUGGGCUUGACGUUCGGUGUGAGAUCGUGGACGACGACAUUCUCGAACCCCGCAUCCUCGGCCAUCUUCUUGAACACACCGGGGUGUGAUAUAUCAUUUGUUGGCAUGGCGGCAUACUGGUUGAUCUUGCGCAUCGAGACUGCCAUGUCCUCUGGGGAGUCGGCCAUCAGAUCGUGGUCGUACUCGAAUUGGGCCAGCCGGCCGCCUGGCCGAAGGAUACGGUAGAACCCGGCGAGCACAGCUUUUGGGUCCGUGGCAUGGACAAAUGUUUCCAUCGUAUAAACCCCGUCAAGCGACUCAUCCGGCAGUUUCUCCAAGUGGUGAUAGUCCAUUUUCCGGACUGUGACAGUGCCUUCAGGCAGCCCUGAACGACCAAUGUUGCACUUGGCCUUGGCGAUGUGGUGAUCAACGACAUCGAUACCUGAGAUGCGCAAGCCAUGCGCUUUUGCCAUGUGCAAUGCGACAUGGCCCACGCCGCAGCCCGCAUCAAGAACCUCGGCGCCGCGGGGCAGAGCCAGUAGCUCAGCCAGCUUGUCUUCCAUUGCCCUCAGGGGCUUCGAUAGCGGGAAUGGCCAGUAUGUAUCAUGUUUCCAGUAUCCAAAAUGGCGGGUGCCUCCAAGUAGCAGGCGAUACCCAAUGCGGGACUCCAGCGAGGAGUAGUAGGAUUGCAGGUCAAUGUUGGCGUUAACCAGCGGCGUGGUCUCGGAAUCGGUCCCCAUGUUUGAUUCUAUACCAGGCUUAGGGGACUCUGGGAAUUUCGGGGCUCUGGUGAUGGAUGUUGGCAAGAAAACAAACGGAAAAAAUCACACAGCUGAAGUCGCCAGGAAAAGAGGUGCUGCUGCUGCCAAGCUUUACCGGGCGCCCGUCAAGGGACUCCCAACUGCAACCAAUCGUCGAUCGUUUAACUUGUUGCGGAUAAGCGCCUGGCCAAAAGACGGCGUGCAUUUCUGAAAAUAACUUUGGCAUAAAUUGGCAGCUUCAGCGACCUUUGCCAUUCUUUUGGUGCCUCAGCGCCUAUCACAACCACACAAGAGAAUCACUAACAAAUCGCCGUAUGCCACACUGAAUCGAGGUGCAUAGUGGCGUUCAGGAUUCAAUUGUGAAGUACUCCAACUGUUUUCAACAUCAAUUCAGGCCGAACAUGAUCGGCAAUAAUGAGAACACAAUGGGGACAGGGCUUCACUGCCUUUUUGCCUUGAUAUCUCAUCUUCCUUCUCCACAUCGUCGAAUCGGUUGGAUGUCGAAAUAACCUGUAUCCGACCUCGCAAAGGUGUCAUGGCUGAAUACUCCAUUUUGACAAACACCACGUACCUUUCCGAGCUUCGCUAUGGUUGGAUUCCAUCAGGGCAGGAUCGCGGGACUUUGGAUAUACUCUGGUCAUGCCUGAUUCACCGUGACGCUUUGUUGUUGGGUUGCAACUCAUCCCAAUGCCGGCUCUUCCAAAGACAAAGUCUACCACCCCUUUUAUCGAUAGAGCCCACCUGGCUAUGGUGGGCUUGCUGGGCCCGGAGUUCUUGUUGGCUAUUACACGGGGACAGUUCUCAAGCGCAAGACGGAGCUUUAGAGUAGCCUUCUCAUCAUCGACCAAUUUUUGUGUGAGACGCGAGACUGACGACACAUGCAGAAAUUCAGGACAGACAAGGUUACCAAAGGUGUGUAAUGGAACCUUACAUACGCCUUUUUUACGGACAUGGGAGGCAUGUCUCUUACCAGUCCUGACUAUCCGGAGGGGUUUCCCAUCAACGCAGAGCAGUUUCAUUAUCUCGUCAAGUACGGCCAUGUCGACUUUCCAGAUGUGGAACCGAUGAAACUUGGCGAGAGGAACGCUUCUGAUAAUCUGUUGCGGUAUGUGGCUACUUUAUCUGUUCACCGAAAAAAGCUAACUUUUACGGGUCCAGGUUCAUGACUUUGUGGCAAGCCAUUUGGUUCUAGGUUAUUGAGAUUCAACGUAUUGCGCAUGGCCUCCCAUGCCAACACUCGAGCUUACCGCCUUGUCAUAUGUAUACAUCCUGGUGGGGUGUCAGAUUUGCUGGUUCAAGAAGCCUUCCAUCUCAGUCCCAAUGCGCAUCCAAACCAAAGACGACGUAAAGAUUCAGCAGAUUCGAAUGUGGGCUAAGAAGCAUACCCAUCAUGAGCUCCCUGAAGACCCCCAAGCAUGGUACCGGACACCCGUGGAUUUCAUCAGUGGACCGCGAUGGCAAAUCGGCAUCCACUGGGCAUACUAUACCCGGUGGUUGGAAAUCCUCUGUGUUCCACUCUACAGUCGCCCCAUCAAAUCCAAGCUAUGGGACCCCUUUCCGUCUGACGAAUGGCUGCCAGCCGAGAAGGGUUCAAUACUUCUAUUUUUCUCUUUUAUACCCGUGGGAAUCAUAAUCUGGUUCUUUGCCGGCUGGGAAUUUUUCUUUGCAACACCUAUCGAGCAGAUCCUUUGGAGGGUAUGCGCCAGCUACCACGCCGUAUUCGGGGUGUAUGGUUAUACGUACUAUUAUACCGAAAUAUUCAAGUGGCGCAAGGCGAAGACGGAUUCCGACAAGCGUUGUCAGUAUGUGGAAGCUUCGCCGUCAGAGACGGAAGAAGCGGUAGUCAUGGGGGAGAAGACGGGCGACCCUGUCAAGAAUCUAACUCCUGUAACGGCUACGGAUAUCUCCCCGGACAGCAAGGACAAUACCAAAGCUGACAACAGCGACAUUGAAUCUCAGACACAGCCUGCCUCUGAGACGUCAAAGGAUGGGUAUCAUGCACCUUACACGCUACAAUGGCUUCCUCCUAUGACUAUCGCCGGGGUUCUUGGGUUCCUGCGGAACAACUCGGCAAACAGAGACCCCCAAAUGCGGCUUUCUUUACGCGUUCUCAUUCCAGUGUCGGUCAUCUGUGGGCUGUACAUUUUAUGA